Messenger RNA from Pogonomyrmex barbatus (red harvester ant), 2352 nucleotides. Its product is annotated as acyl-CoA:lysophosphatidylglycerol acyltransferase 1. The record is from RefSeq and is a predicted model, not a curated record. Gene Ontology annotation, biological process: phosphatidylinositol acyl-chain remodeling. NCBI's taxonomy places the organism in Eukaryota, Metazoa, Arthropoda, Insecta, Hymenoptera, Formicidae. Gene Ontology annotation, cellular component: endomembrane system; endoplasmic reticulum. Gene Ontology annotation, molecular function: acyltransferase activity.
GGCCGAGUCACACCGAACCGGACUGCCAUUCCAGUAAGUUACAUAUGUACAUUGAGAUGAUUUUGCACUGUUGAACACAGUGCAAAAAAAAGUAAUAAAUAACAAAACAUUUCAACGAGAGCAAACCAUUGAGGAUUCAUUUGCCAACGGAUGAGAAAAAUACGUAAAACUGUCAACGAUUUGUUCUCGUUUCUCGCGCCAUAGGCGGAUUAGCGGCUAAGACAAAAAGGAAUAGAGAAGCGAAAGAUCGAGCGCGAUUAUUGAAUCUCACAAAUAUACGCUUGUGUCGGCGUCGCAAUAAUUCCAAGUAAUUCGUGACAUGUAAACGUAUUUCGUUGAGUUGCGUGUGUCAUUCGGGAUAAUGAUUUCUCAUCACGCUAAUUGUACAUGAGGAAAUGCUAUGGUGAAGAAAAAGUGUAUGAAAUUCUGUCUCCUCGACCUUUCGCAACGGAUGGUGGCACUCGAAGAUGACUGACUCUACUUCUGCCGCCUCUACUUUCGUCAGAAUAAUCAGUAAUAUAGCCACGUUAUUGAAAUGUGUUGCACGGACAGCAUUUGUGAUAUUAAACAAUGUCUAUUGCAUACCUACAUAUGUACUAUGGAUGAUGUUAUUAUUUCCUGUAAAAAGAUAUCAACCUCAAGUAUAUUGGCGAAUCGAAGGCCUAUUUUUUCAUUGGCUGUUAGCAAUGGUAUCCAUGUGGACUUGGUCUGCAGGUUACGACAUAAUAGAACAAGGUGAUGACAUACAGAAGGUUAUAAAUGAGAAAACAUUAGUUAUAGCGAAUCAUCAGAGCACUGGUGAUGUUCCUAUAUUAAUGACAACAUUUAACACUAAACCAAAUGUUCUACCUAAUUUAAUGUGGAUAAUGGACAGAGUGUUCAAAUUUACUAAUUUUGGAAUAGUCUCUAUAUUACAUCAAGAUUUUUUCAUUGUUUCGGGACGUAAACGAAGAGAAGAAAGUUUAAAACAAUUAGAAAAACAUCUGAAAGAGUCGUAUAUACCAAGAGAUAGAAAAUGGAUGGUACUUUUUCCUGAAGGAGGCUUUCUGUGUAAAAGGCGAGAGACCUCGCAGAAAUAUGCUAAAAAGAAUAAUCUACCUAUUCUUGAAAAUGUAACUUUACCAAGAGUCGGAGCCAUGCAGGCGAUUUUUGAUACCCUCGGACCAGCAGGGAGUAAGAAUGCAGAUCAACAUUUGAAUAGCCGACCAAGUUUGACAGUAGUUAAUGCAGAAAUUAGUUGGGUUCUUGAUAUAACAAUAGCGUAUCCUCAAGGUAAGCCACUUGACUUACCUACCAUUAUAACUGGCUCGAGACCUCCAUGCGAGACCAAGUUAUUUUAUCGACUUUUCCCUAGUUCAGGGGUUCCUCGCGAACCAGAACAAUUAUCCAAAUGGUUAUAUGAUAGAUGGGUAGAAAAAGAAGCACUAUUGGAGCAUUUUUAUAAACAUGGAACAUUUCUUGACACAAACGGAUCAAAUAGAAGUUCCAAAGUACAUCAGGAUCCAUUAAGAUUCCUAGUCCUUCAUUUAUUUUUCAUAACAUCUAGUUAUAUACAUUAUAGCAUGCUUACGUAUGUGUUAUCUUACUUUUGGUAAGAUGUUUUUAUACGUCAUGUGUGCGGUUCACGACGGUCCAGUUUAAAGAAGAAAAUCACACAGUAACAAAGUAAGAUAUCCUUGCCUUAAACCAUUUUGAUGUUUAUGAGAAUAGCCUCUACUUGAAUGUACAGAUUAAAUUCGACAAGUAUAUUCUCAUAAUAAGGCGCUUAUAAUACUUAUUUUUGUUUAUUGCAAUAAUUGCAAAUGAUUAUUUAUAGUUAGUUUUGCGAGCGAUAUUUGUGUUCUUUGUUCUAAAACUAAGCUUUUAGACUUGAUUUCAAACUGUUGAUACAUUUUACAUUUAUUUGAAAUAACAGUCAAGAUAUAAUAAACCUUUCAUGAUUUAAUUUUUAUAAUUGCUAUCUUAAAUUUAUUUUAAAAAUACUCUAUCUAUAUUGUACAAAUAUAGAUUAUAUAGCAAACUUGCUUUUAUGAAUGAACAUAUUCAUAUAUCUUCAAAUUUGGUGAUGGAACAUUCUUAAAACGAAAUCGUUAGUGACGCGCCGAGCUGUAGAUUUAUUUUCUUCACAAAUAUUGUAGGAUACGAAAAUAUUUAAUUGUAAAUUUAGAUAAAUACACGCGCGUAGAAAUAAACGUCUUAUCUGUAAUAUCAAAUAUGUGAUCUCUUUUAUAGAGACAGCAUAAUGCUUUUUGCUGCAAAUUUGUGGGACUGCAUAAAAAUGUGGCGUUUAGAUUUUUUUAUCAAUAUUAGACGAUUUCACAUCUAUUAAUUUAUAUGAUCUUAUAAUGCAUA